This is a messenger RNA of Cuculus canorus (common cuckoo), 2243 nucleotides long. RefSeq lists its product as uncharacterized. Lineage: Eukaryota; Metazoa; Chordata; Aves; Cuculiformes; Cuculidae. The record is from RefSeq and is a predicted model, not a curated record. Bases 639 to 1427 code for a protein of 262 amino acids. The transcript is spliced from 3 exons.
ACAGCACGUUCAGGGCUUUUCUGUCCCCCUGCUAUCAGCCGCUUGUUUCCUCUGUGCACCUCAAACCUUUUCUCAAGAGGCCGUUCCGUGUUCGGUACUGCCGCUGGUGCUCGGGCAGCCUGGAGAGAUGAUGAUGCCUUUUCCAUCCCAGACAAGCUGAAAGGUCUUUUUCCUGAUGUUAUAAGAUGAUGUUUCCUGGCUCAGCGCCACAGCCUUCUGCGCUGCUGCGAGAGGAAAAUCAUUUGAUCAUAUUUACCCACAGUGACAAUGGCCUCUCAGCUCUGCAACUCUUGGGAAAAGCUUGACCUAGCUCGGACUCCCGUCCGUGGCUUUGUCUCGGGCUGCAGCCACUGUAAAUCAUCCCAGGGGCAAGGACUGGAGUUCCCAGCACGCACUGGUUUGCUGAAGGCAGGGAAAGGCCGGAACCACGGUGCAGGUGGUUGCAGUGCAUGGUCUUCGCAGGUGGCAGCUGAUAAGAAAGAGCAUGGAGCAUCUGCACAGCCUGAUCAACAGGUCGGAGGCAUUUGGAUAAUGUGGGAAAAAAACAGAUAAUAGGUGUCUCUGGGUGUGGAGGCUGCGGAGAUCCUGGGCACCAAGCUUGGACUGACCAGGACUGACUUUAUUUCCUGUCAACACCAAUGGAUUUUGUCUCCUGGUGGCACCCCUUAAUGGGGACUGCAGCCACCCUUGAUGUGCAGGGAACAGACAGCUUCCUUGGACACCUUCUGGAGUUUGCUACCUGCCAAAAACCCACUUUGUCUUCCUACAGAAAUCAUGCAAAAUGCUCACAAAUUUGGAUGCACAUAGUACCGAGAAAUCUUGGGUUACCAGAGUUCAGGUUUUGCCUGCCACACCUCAGCUUGUGUUCAUCAUUUGGAUGUCCAGCGCAGCAGUGGGAGAAAGCGUGCGGCAUCACACAGUGCUGCUGCUGUGAACAUGGGUAUCAGGUACAGAAGAGAAGGGAGGCAGCAAAGACCUUCCCUGGGCUGAGUGCAAGAUCUGUCGGUGCUUUGAGUGUGGGUGGAUUCAGCAGCCAGCGUGCACUGUCUGAUAGCUUUCCCUCUUGGCUCAAGAGCGCUGAACUCAGUGAGCAGCCCUCUGCUGCUGGCCCCUAUGGCGCCGAUUCCUCGUUUACUGCGGAUUUCCCCACUCCAUUAGCGGUGCUAACAGGCUCCCCUCUUCCCCUGGCUCUCAGGUGGAAGUGGCUCUUUCACGCUUCCAGACUGCAGAGCCUCUCCGUUUACCUCUCAAUGAGGUGUAGUUCCUGUCCUAAACAGCGCAGGCUGUUGGAGCGAAAGGACGCGGCAGCAAUGGGCGCUCUGUGGGAGUCGGGAGCUCCGGAGAUGCAGUGGAUGUGGCUGUUGCACCGCUUUGGCUUCUCUGGUGGGACUGGAGCCAAAAUUCAGAGGCACGAUUCCUCUUUAUGAAGCCGAUCAACAUUUUCUCUCUCCCGUUUGGGUUUUAUUUUGCUCUGAAGAGCUCCUGGGGUGUGGAUGCGUGGGCACGCAGUGGGCAGAGAUGCUCGAUGGCCAGACCUUGGUUUGAGACAGCUCCUUCUGCCCGGAUUGUGGUGAAGGCACCAUGGGCAGCUGGUGGGAUCACGGCGUGCCCAGCUGCUGGCUUUGGAGGCAGCCGGUGUCCACAGGCCCUCAGGAGCGCGGCGGCUGGUGCCGGCUGCGGAAAGCAGGGCUGGCCUGCGCUCCUGUCCCGUCACGCCAGCGUUUCCGUGCUGCACCCAGCAUCUCCCGCUUGUCUCCGAGCAGGAUGUGCUGCACCCUGCCAGGCUUGCCGUGGCCUCGCCUCUGCUCUGAGAAGCUGCUGGGAGAAAACUCUCCGUGGACCUCUGGAUCCAUAGCAGUGCAGUCAGGCUGCUUGAACUGUGCCCUUUCCUUGGAGGGGCUGAGAACAGACUGGUACUGCUGCUGGGAAGCGGUGGAUGCGGCUGCUGCAUGGCUUUGGCUUUCCUCGGCAGGACCGAAGCCAGGAUUCCAAGACACAGUGCCUCUUUAAGGAACAAACCAACCCUUUCUCUCUCCUGCUUGGGUUGUUUUUUUUCUCUGCAAAUACCAUACUUUCUGUUGGAAUUUGUCCACAGGGAACUGAGGUCUGCGCGGUGCAGCCCAGGUUCUCCAAAACAUCUGUACCCAUGGAGGAGGUGCUCAGGAGCACCCAGAGCUGCCCUGGCUCUGGUGCCCAGUGGGGGCACGGAGCUUGGGCUGCCCACGAGGGCAGCAGCCCAUGGG